CCUGUUUGUGCGAUAAUGGUGACGCUAAACAAUGCUUGGAGCACACGUGUAACUGAUGGCAUUCCGGAUCUUUCGUUUAAAAGUGGGACGUACUCAAAGAUAUUCAGAAGUCAUCUCGCAGCCCUGAGCUACAGCUGUCAUAGUCGGACCAAAAAAAACCUGUUUCUCUCCACUAGUUUCCAUCCUUAUACUAAUUCCAGUAACCCGCAGAAUAACCAGUAUUUGACUCUUCUCGGUUACAUCUUCCUGAAAACAAUGAAGAGUUUUAUGGCAUUGGUUAUUGCUGUGGUGACGUCAGCAGUUGUAUUGCAAGAAGGUGUAAGAAGUUCCGAUUACGAGAAUUGUAGCAAGAAAAUGCGUCAACUGAUUCUUGAUUCGUGUGCCGAACCCAAGGGCAAAAGGAACGCAUUUCUUGCAGAUUUCAAUUGGAAUAUACACCCCCCUCGCAAAGCAGCCCAACAUACCGUGUCGCCUGCGCUGCUCGGAAAAGUUCUGGGCGUACCACCUCACUGGAUGGAGGGCGUUGUGUCUUUGGAUGAUUCCAAGCAGCCGCAGAGAAGGAAUCUUCAAGCAGUACACAAUCUGAUAGUAGAAUGUUGUGUGGAUGGCUGUACGCCUUACCAGAUCGUUGGCCUGUGCAACUGAAUACACCUAACAACAUACGAGAAUACGUGAAUCGUCUAUUUGUUGCUUUAACCUGCAUUAACACACACUUUACUAGUAUAAGGUAUUAUGAAUUCAGUCCGUACCUCAAAGAAAGCGACACUUUUCGUUAUAAAAUCAUUUGGUUAACGCUGUUUAAGGAACUAAU
Zootermopsis nevadensis is the source of this 811-nucleotide messenger RNA. RefSeq lists its product as uncharacterized. NCBI's taxonomy places the organism in Eukaryota, Metazoa, Arthropoda, Insecta, Blattodea, Termopsidae. The record is from RefSeq and is a predicted model, not a curated record.